AUGUACAAAAUUCCCAAACUUCUCAAACCACCACAUAAAUAGUCAUUAGAAUUUUAGAAAAUGCAGGAGGAGUUAAGAAAAAGCUAGUAGGCUUAAAAGGAGAAAGUUGAUGUUAAAAUACAACCCGAAUUUGUUGUAGAAGAAGACUUGGAUGAAAAGGAUUAUACAAAUUUUAUCCCAUUAAAACAGGAACCUUAAAAGUUUGAAUAACUACAACAUUAUUAGCCAAGGGACUAUUUAGAAGAGUUUUUCGAUUAAAAAGGAAUCAUUAAGAGAAAGUAGGAUAGAAAAAAUAAAAUGGUUAAUGCAAUAAAUUAUGAAAUUGAAAGGAAUGAAAAAUGCAUAGAUUAAUUAAUGUAGGAGUUUUAGGAUUACUAAGAGGAGAUUAAUCACAUUUAAGGUAAGGUUAAGGAUUUGGAGAAAGAAGGGAAAAAUUUAACAAUUCUUUAGAAGUUGUAAAUCUUAGAAGGCAAUCUGGACGAAGCCUUAAAUUUGGAGAUAAAGGAGGAAUUCAAAUUGAAUCCUGAUGAUGAGGAUAUUGAUGAUAAGUUGGAUUUGAUGUAUGACAAUACCAAUAAUUUAAUCGACGAAUAUGAACAACUAAAAUAUUAGAUAUUGGAAGAGGAGGAAAGACGUAGAGAGGAUCAAGAAGAGAAGGAACUCUUGGAAUAAUUGGAUGAUAAGUAAAUUGAGGAUAGAGAGUUGCAACAUGAAUUACAAAGAAGGAUCGAGUAGGUAAAAAACGAGGGUGUCAAAUUGCAGAUGCAAUAAAAGCUUUAAAAGUUAAAAGAAUCCACGCUCCAAAGAACUGAAAUGAAAAAGGCAUCUGUGAAGAAUUACUGCAGAAAAAGCAAGCCAUAAUAGGAAUCUACUUAAAAAAAGAAGUUCUCUGACAAGAAACAGUAUAAUAUGUACUCAUAACAAUUUGGAUAUGGGAAAGAUAAAAUUACUUUUAAGCCUUUAUGA
Paramecium tetraurelia is the source of this 966-nucleotide messenger RNA. RefSeq lists its product as uncharacterized. Lineage: Eukaryota; Ciliophora; Oligohymenophorea; Peniculida; Parameciidae. The record is from RefSeq and is a predicted model, not a curated record. The transcript is spliced from 2 exons.